CCUUCUGGAAACUCAAAUUUCCAUUUCCCCACAGUAAAGAAAAAAAAAAUUACAUGAGCAUCUCUUCCGGUUACACCACCAGCGUCUUUCUCGCGCCCAACUGCUCCAACAACCUCUUAUUCUGCUUCCCUCGAAACUCUUUCCGUAUCCGCGAAUUUCGCGUUUUCAGACGACGACGCCGUUUCAAGAUCUCCCGCUCCAACCCCACUCUCCAAAGCCAAUCCAAUUUCUCUUUCGAUAACAACCUUUUCCAGAACCUUCCUUCGCUCGAUUUUCUCGCUCCGGUUUUGGGUCUAACUUCCGGCGUUGCUCUUUAUUUAUCGUCGCGGUUGAAUUUAGCGUUCGGAGGUCGAGACAAUGCCUGCGAAAUCGGGGAGUGGGUUUUGUUCACCAGUCCGACGCCUUUUAACCGCUUCGUCAUCCUCCGAUGCCCCUCCAUAUCGUUCGAAGGGACUGAGUUGAUGGAGGAUGUGAACGAGAGGUUGGUGAAGGAAGAUAGGCAUUUCGUGAGGCUAGAUAGCGGGAGGAUGAUACAGGCGAGCAGGAACAGAGGAGAGGAGCCGAAUGAGUUGGAAUACCAGAGAGUUUGUAUAAACACGGAGGAUGGCGGUGUCGUUUCGAUUGAUUGGCCGGCGAAUUUAAACUUGAGCGAAGAACAUGGAUUGGACUCUACGGUGUUGGUGGUUCCGGGAACGGCGGAGGGUAGUAUGGACGAGAAGAUCAAGGAGUUUGUUAAGGACGCGGUUUUUUGUGGGUUUUUUCCGGUUGUUAUGAAUCCUAGAGGUUGCGCUAGCUCGCCACUCACCACUCCGCGGUUGUUCACAGCUGCUGACAGUGAUGAUAUCUCCACAGCUAUACAGUUCAUCAAUAAGGCAAGGCCAUGGAACACAUUGAUGGGUGUUGGCUGGGGAUAUGGUGCAAACAUGUUGGCAAAAUACUUGGGAGAAGUUGGUGAAAAAACACCUUUGACAGCUGCAACUUGCAUAGACAAUCCUUUCGAUUUGGAAGAGGCCACACGAUUGACUCCUUAUCACAUUGCUUUAGAUGAAAAACUCACUGGUGGACUUAUAGAUAUUCUACGAUCUAAUAAGGAGCUAUUUCAAGGCCGAUCAAAAGGGUUUGAUUUGGAAAAGGCUUUAUCGGCCAAAUCUGUCCGUGACUUUGAUAAGGCAAUAUCUAUGAUCUCUUAUGGCUUUGAGGCCAUAGAAGACUUUUACUCCAAAUCUAGUUCACGAAGCCUAGUUCACAAUGUGAAGAUCCCGGUUCUUUUUAUACAGAAUGAUGACGGAUCAGUUCCACUGUUAUCCAUUCCACAUGGUUUGGUUGCAGAAAAUCCUUUUACCAGCCUACUUCUCUGUUCUUGUUCUUCAUAUAGAGCUACAGUGUCUUGGUGCCAUCAUCUUACUAUUGAGUGGCUUACUGCGGUGGAGCUUGGACUCCUAAAGGGUCGACAUCCUCUUCUAAAUGAUGUUGACAUCACCAUCAGUCCUUCAAAAGGCUUAGUUUUUACAGAAGAUAGGUUGACUGGUAAAGGAAGAAACACUAAGAAGCUUUUGGAUCUUUCUAGUUCAAAUUCUGUAAAUGGCUAUUCUGUUGGUCCUACAAGAGACAUGUUAGAAGAUGGUGGUACAGCUGCUACCAUACACCAACAGUCCAGACAAGAUUCGCUCAAAGAUUUGUCAGCAGAGACCAAACCUCUUGAAGGAGAGUUGGUCAAAGAGGAAGCUGUACCUGAAGUUGGUGAAAUAGGGCAAGUUUUACAAACUGCACAAGUAGUUAUGAAUAUGCUUGAUGUAACUAUGCCCGGAACUUUGAAAGAAGCAGAGAAGCAGAAGGUAUUGACUGCUGUUAAUCAAGGAGAAACAGUUAUGAAAGCUUUGCAAGACGCUGUUCCAGAAGAUGUUCGUGAAAAACUCACGGGAGCUGUAUCAGUUAUCAUGCAUUCUCAUGGCACAAACUUAAAACAAGGCAUUGAGAGGAUUCCCAAUGCAAUCAGGGUUUGGGUCAAAGCGCAAGAAAGUGUCAGUAAAGCUCAUUCUCCAGAUGAGAUAAAAAGAGCCGAGGAUUUGGCAAAUGGGACUGAUAGCAAUCAAGUUGGCUUGGAGAAAGCUACUUCUGGACAGGGAUCAGAAUAUCAGCCUUUAGAAAAUAUGGAAAAGUUUGGGGAGGUAGGUCAAUCUCAACCAACAAGUGGAGAUCACAGUGAUAUUUCUUCUUCAGUCAAGAAGGAUACAAAUGAAUUGGGAAAAAUUCAUGGAAGUGAUGAUCUCAACAAGGAAAAGGCUUCUCUGCAUGCCGACUCAAUUGAACCAGGAUCAGAAACUAGUGCUAAGCCUAAUUUGACUGCCCAUGCUGAAAAGGAAGGUAGCACAGAUGAAAUACUUAGUGGCAAGUCCAAAGCAGACCGAGAUGGUAAUAAUUCCCAGCAAAAGGAAGAAAUAGUCAUGGAUUCUUUGACUGACCAAAAUAAAAUGGCGUCUGAAGGAUCUUCUGAAGCCCAACCAGAGGAAGGGGAAAAGAACAAUGAUCAGAAAAAAGAUCUGCAACAUUCAUCUGAUCAAAAUAAGUCCACCGUCACUGAUUCCAAUACUCCAGCCUUCAGUGUUUCUCAAGCAUUAGAUACUCUGACAGGGAUGGAUGAUUCCACCCAAGUAGCUGUUAACAGUGUGUUUGAUGUGAUAGAAAAUAUGAUUGAUCAACUUGAGGAGGAAAAAGAAAAUGAUUCUCGUGAUGGACAUGAGGUUAGGACUGAGAAUACUGAGACUCUGCCUGAGACGCAAGAUACAUCUAGAAAAAACGAGGGCAGUGAAGAUGCUAACAAAUUAAGAGAGACUGAAAGCAGUAAAAAUAGCCAGGCUAUGAUUUCUGAUAGAUUGCAUGAUCCUCCCACAAAUAAUGAUCGUGGAAACGGUACAGUCUUGCAGGAUGACUCAACAAGUGAAUGGCUGCAGAAGGAAUCCCCACAAAGUCCUGUUCCAUCUAAGGAGACCGGUAGUGAUGAUUCUCAGGGAAAUAUUGCAGGUAGUAGUUUGGAUUUGCCAAGAAACAAUGAUGGUCCAGUUGGUCGUAAACCUCUGGUUGAUUAUUCAGAUAGACCCAUAAAUAGCAUUCCAUAUAGUAAAUACUUCCACAAAUAUUUGCUUUCAAAACAAAUGACCAAACCACUAGAUGUAGAUGCAACUACUGCUUUAUUGCUCGACUACUUUCCAGAAGAAGGUCAGUGGAUGCUCCUAGAACAACCAGGAGAGAACGGAGAUUCUAAUGCUGUUCUUACAACUCAUAGCAGAGAGCUUCAGGCUCCAUCUGCUAAAGUGAGUGAAAUGGAAAAUUGCAUUGAAACAUCACAUGUAACAUUAGAUACUGAGAGACAGCAUGACCCUGUUGUAGAGUUUGAGACUAGUGGCAAUAUGAAUGGAAAUGCUGGACAGGACUAUAGGGGAUUAGAGGAAUUGAUGCAGCUUGUAGAAGUUACCAUAUUGGAUUCUUUGAGGGUGGAAGUUGAUCGCAGGCUGAGUGCAUCUGACAUGGAAGAAAUGGAAUCUCAACUUGCUAUAGAUAUUGAAACAGUUGCAACUGCAGUGUCUCUGUGUAUUAGAAAUGAUGAGCAGCUUAAUGAUUUUGAGGGCAAAGAGAGUGUUAUUGGCAAUACCUCAGAUAAAGUUGGUACUCUUAAUGGAGAGAACGUUAUCAAGACUAUUUCAUCUGCUGUUCAGAGAACAAGUUGUCUAAGGAGAGUGCUGCCAAUGGGUGUUAUUAUAGGAUCUAGCUUAGCUGGUUUGAGGAAGUAUUUUUAUCUAUCUACAGUUCAUGAUGGUGAUCAAAGUGAAGUUAAAGCUGAUGAAAAAAUACAAAUAUCUCUGGAGGGAAAUAAUGAUAAGACUAGUACAAUGGAUAUUGAUAAAUCACCUAUUUAUAAAACUAGUGAAAAUGGUACUUUGCAUGUCCCCAGUAGUAAAAAAGAGGUAGAAAGUGGUUUGAAAGGCCUAAACAAAGACGAUGUCAUGGUUGGUGUUGUUACAGCUGCUCUGGGAGCAUCAGCUUUGCUAGCGCCACUGCCAAAUCAGGAUCCCCUAGAAGAAAAGGGAACUGCAGAAAGUUCAUCCAAGACAUUCAAAGGGAAAUAUCAUCAGCAUAAAGAACCUGGAACUCCUGAGGAAACAGUAGGUGACAAACACCAAAUCAAUAUGGUCAGUAGUCUUGCGGAGAAAGCCUUGUCAGUUGCUGGUCCUAUUGUACCUACAAAGGAGGAUGGUGAAUUGGAUCACGAAAGAUUGGUUGCUAUGUUAGCAGAUUUGGGACAAAGGGGUGGCAUUUUGAGGCUAGUUGGUAAAGUUGCUUUGCUUUGGGGUGGUAUACGUGGUGCAGUGAGUCUAGCGGAUAGGCUUAUCUCAUUUCUCCAUAUAGCUGAACGCCCCUUCUACCAAAGGAUUCUUAGCUUUGUCAGCAUGGGUCUUGUUUUGUGGUCGCCAGUUAUUGUUCCAUUGCUUCCAACUCUUGUGCGGAGCUGGACAACAAAUAAUCCCUCCAAGUUCACUGAACUUGUUUCCAUUAUUGGCUUAUACGUUGCUCUCAUGACACUUGUCAUGUUAUGGGGGAAAAGAAUACGUGGUUAUGAAAAACCUCAUGAGCAAUAUGGACUGGAUUUGACAUCGUCAACGAAAUGUAGGAUCACAGGUCUUCUGUCGGGCCUGAUUGGAGGAGUCACGCUUGUAAUGUUAAUACAAUCUGUAAAUGCUUUGCUUGGCCUUGUCAGUUUGUCUUUGCCUUCAAAUUUUCUCCCAUCAUCUGUGGACUUCAUGGCUAGGCUCCGAGUUUAUGGGAAAUUGUUUGUUAUGGCUCUUCGAGGAAUUGUUACUGCUACUGGCAUUGUGCUAGUUGAAGAACUGGUUUUUAGAUCAUGGUUGCCUGAUGAAAUUGCUGCAGAUUUUGGCUAUCAUCGGGGAAUUAUCAUAUCAGGAAUUGCAUUUUCUUUGACUCAGAGGUCUCUAACGGCGAUACCCGGGUUGUGGCUUGUAUCAUUGGCUCUAUCAGGCAUUCGGAAAAGAAACGAGGGCAGCCUCGCAAUUCCAAUCGGGUUGCGGGCUGGGAUAAUGGCUUCAAGUUUUGUUGUACAAACAAGUGGAGUUGUAAAUUAUAAGGCCAACCAUCCUCUCUGGGUAACUGAAGCUUACCCCUUUCAACCUUUUAGUGGAGUAGUUGGUCUUGCAUUUGCUUUAGUGUUGGCAACUAUUUUCUAUCCCAGACAACCUCUGGAACAAAAAAACCUCCAAAAAAACAAACAAGAAAUGUAGGGUUAGAAGAGCAGCAGCCUUUGCCACAAAGUGCUACACUUUUGGGUCAAUAGUCUGCGUAGUCGGUCUUUGUAAUAUUUGUAAAUGCAUGUGAAGGGAAAUUUGAAGCAAAAGAAAAGGUGGAUAUUCAUGUAUAGUUGGGCGGCAUAGGUAUAGCAAUGUACAUUUUGUAAAGGUAUAUAACAAUAAUCUAAUACGUCCACAAG
Molecule: messenger RNA, 5497 nt
Organism: Hibiscus syriacus
Lineage: Eukaryota; Viridiplantae; Streptophyta; Magnoliopsida; Malvales; Malvaceae
Biological process (GO): CAAX-box protein processing
Cellular component (GO): membrane
Molecular function (GO): metalloendopeptidase activity
Source: RefSeq, a predicted model, not a curated record